AUGACCGUCACGAGGAGCCAGACGGGCAAGACGCCCAGAAAGCCUGAACUGCCCGAGGGCUAUGUCGAAACACCGUCGAGAAAGCGUUCGUCGCGCAGCAAGACAGCCGACUCGGCUCGUACUGCCUCGCCGUCGCCCUCAAUCGUCGGCUCCAGGACUCCCCUUGUCGACGCCCCUGCCAGCGAGGUCAAGAACAACAGGCACGCCAAUGGCUUGUCCAAGAAGGAGAGGAAGCCGCGCAUCAUCGAUGGCUGGUUGGAGGGUACCGACCCCAAGGUGGACGCGGAUCCUCACUACGAGUUUGGUGGCAGCGCCGGAGUCACUGCCAUGAUGAUCGGUUUCCCCAUCCUCAUGUGGUACAUGUGGGUUGGCGCAACCUACUACGAUGGCGGCUUCCCUAAGCGCGAGUCUUGCGAUCAAUCGUGGUCCGACUUUGGCAAGCAGCUUUUCAGCCUGGCAUACAACGGUGCCUUCCCUCACGCCAGGGCAUGGAUCAUCUACUGGACCUUCUUCGUCGUCGAGGGCAUCUUGUAUCUGGUCAUGCCUGGUGUUUACUCAAAGGGCAAGCCUCUGCCUCACAUGGGCGACAAGCAACUUGUCUACUAUUGCUCCGGUGUCUGGUCUUUUUACCUCACCAUUGUUGCCGCCUUGACUCUCCACGUCACUGGCCUUUUCAAGCUCUACACCCUGAUCGACGAGUUCGGCCCUAUCAUGUCAGUCGCUAUCCUCUCAGGCUUCAUCGUCUCAGUUGUUGCCUACGUCUCUGCUUUCAUGCGUGGUGCUCAGCACAGAAUGACUGGCCACCACAUCUACGACUUCUUCAUGGGAGCCGAGUUGAACCCUCGUAUGUUUGGCUUGCUCGAUUUCAAGAUGUUCUUCGAGGUCCGCCUGCCUUGGUUCAUCUUGUUCCUUGUCACGCUCGGAGGAUGCGCUCGUCAGUACGAGAUGUACGGCUAUGUCACUGGCGAGAUGGCUUUCUUGCUCAUGGCUCAUUUCUUGUACGCCAAUGCCUGCUGCAAGGGUGAAGAGAUGAUCCCCACCACUUGGGACAUGUACUACGAGAAGUGGGGUUUCAUGCUCAUCUUCUGGAACUUGGCUGGUGUGCCCUUAUCCUACUGCCACUGCACCAUCUUCCUGGCCAACCACAACCCUGAGGUGUACUCGCACUCCUGGCCCGUUCUCGCCUGGUUCUUCACCAGCUACCUCUUCGCCUACUGGGUAUGGGACACCGGCAACUCGCAGAAGAACAUGUUUCGUGCCCAAGAGCGUGGCUACGAGCUCAACCGCAAGACCUUCCCUCAACUCCCCUGGAAGGCCGUCAAGAACCCCCAGAAGAUCGAUACCGACACUGGCAACGCUCUUCUCUGCGAUGGCUGGUACAAGUACGCUCGCAAGAUCCACUACACCUGCGACAUGUACUUUGCUCUUUGCUGGGGCAUGAUCACGGGCUUCAACUCGCCUUUCCCUUGGUUCUACCCUGUCUUCUUUGGACUCAUGAUUGUGCACCGUGCCAGUCGUGAUAUUCAGCGUUGCAAGGAGAAGUACGGCGAUGCUUGGAAGGAAUAUGAGAGACGUUGCCCUUACCUUUUCAUCCCUUACGUCUUCUAA
Molecule: messenger RNA, 1608 nt
Organism: Aureobasidium namibiae CBS 147.97
Lineage: Eukaryota; Fungi; Ascomycota; Dothideomycetes; Dothideales; Saccotheciaceae
Product: Delta(24(24(1)))-sterol reductase
Exons: 3
Coding region: 1-1608 (535 amino acids)
Biological process (GO): ergosterol biosynthetic process
Cellular component (GO): endoplasmic reticulum membrane
Molecular function (GO): Delta24(24-1) sterol reductase activity
Source: RefSeq, a predicted model, not a curated record